Lasiodiplodia theobromae is the source of this 969-nucleotide messenger RNA. Its product is annotated as Citrate lyase subunit beta. NCBI's taxonomy places the organism in Eukaryota, Fungi, Ascomycota, Dothideomycetes, Botryosphaeriales, Botryosphaeriaceae. The coding region runs from base 1 to 969 and encodes 322 amino acids. Gene Ontology annotation, biological process: oxaloacetate metabolic process. The record is from RefSeq and is a predicted model, not a curated record. Gene Ontology annotation, molecular function: catalytic activity; magnesium ion binding. The transcript is spliced from 3 exons.
AUGGCGGCACCCAUCAUCCGCCGCGCACUCUUAUACGUUCCUGGCUCGUCCCAGAAGAUGCUCGACAAGUCGCGCGGCAUAGCUAGCGUUGACACUGUCGCAUACGACCUCGAGGAUUCGGUGACGCCCGGCAAGAAAGCAGAGGCACGCGCCAAUCUCCGCCAGCUGCUUGACCAGCCCCGUGUGCCUGGCAUUCGCGAGCAAGCCGUGCGCAUCAACUCUGUCGACAGUGGAUAUGCUUUGGAUGACUUGACCGAAGUGCUCAAGGGUCCCAACCUCGACGCCCUGGUCAUUCCCAAAGUCAACUCCGCCUCCGACCUCCACUUCGUCACCGACGUAAUCCGACACACGCUCCCACAGCGCCACCCCUCCACUCCUUCUUCCCAAGAGCAACAACAAGAACCACUGCGCCUCAUCGCCCUCAUCGAAUCUGCCAAAGCCCUCAUGGACCUCCCCUCCAUCUGCCAAUCGACGCCCUACCUCUCCGGCCUCAUCUUCGCCGCCGAAGACUUCGCCCUCGAUCUCUCGCUCACGCGAACACCUUCCCUCCGCGAAUUCCUCUACGCCCGCUCCGCCAUCGUCACCGCAGCACGUGCUUACAACUUGCCGUCCGCUAUCGACCUCGUGUGCACCUCCUUCCGUGGCGACGAAGGACUAAAGGCCCUGCAAGAGGAGUGUGCUGACGGGAAGAAGCUGGGGUUUAACGGGAAGCAGCUGAUCCACCCUAGCCAGGUAGACGUCGCGCAGAGAGCUUUUGCGCCAGGCCAGGAAGAGACGGACUGGGCCAUGAGAGUGGUGGUGGCCGACGAGAAAGCCGAUAGGGCGGGGAGGGGCGCAUGGACGCUAGAUGGGAAGAUGAUCGAUAAGCCGGUGGUGGGGAAGGCCCGGGCAGUGGUGAAGAAGGCUGAGUUGUGUGGGGUCGAUGUCGGGACGUUGAGGGAGAAGUGGAAGGGGCAGGAGCCGGAGUGA